This is a messenger RNA of Diuraphis noxia (Russian wheat aphid), 1056 nucleotides long. RefSeq lists its product as uncharacterized. Gene Ontology annotation, biological process: negative regulation of DNA-templated transcription. Gene Ontology annotation, cellular component: nucleus. The record is from RefSeq and is a predicted model, not a curated record. Gene Ontology annotation, molecular function: chromatin binding; histone binding. NCBI's taxonomy places the organism in Eukaryota, Metazoa, Arthropoda, Insecta, Hemiptera, Aphididae.
AUGCCCAAGAAGAAAAUAAUUUAUCAUGAUCAACCUGUAUCGAAGAGACCUCAUAGAAACAUGAAACCAAAAGUAGUAUUUGAUCCAUCUGAUACUCAUAUACCAAAGAAGAGAAAAAAAUAUUCUCUUACAAAUGAAAAGAAUUUAAAAUCUACUACUGUAAAAAUAACUACAAAUGAUAGAAGAAAAAAACAAGAUACCAUAAAGUCAAAUGUUUCCCCACAAGAUCUACAACUAAAUUCGGUAACUGAGGUAACUGAAUUAUUGGAUUCAAUGUCAACUGAAAUCAAUUCUGUAGAUCCAAUACAUUCAACAGUAAAAAGUGUCACUCAGGAAUCUUCAAAAAUUUGUUUUAUUUGUUCAAAAAUUCUAGGGAAGGCGGAAUUAAUUGACUGUCCAAUUUGUUUAAUUAAAGCUCAUAGACACUGUUUAAUAGUUGAUGAGCCCACGUGGAAAUUUAAAUUAAAUUUUUGUCCUUGGUUCUGUAAAAAAUGCAGAAAGCAAAAUUGUAUAAAAUGUCUCAAUGAUGAAUCUCAGUCGAGGAUACAGCGUCGCUGCAUAACUUGUGAAGUUGGAUUACAUAYCAUUUGUUAUAAAUCAUAUGACAUUAAACCAUUACAAAAAAUAGCAACUGGUAUGUAUGUAUGUAUUCCUUGCAUGACUUUGGCUACUCAAAUAAACCCAGAAGAAGAAGAAACAAUAGUAAAAGCAGAAAAAAUUAAUAUUGACGAUGAUGUUGAGUCAUGCACUUCGAGUAUUGCGUCUAUUUCAUUUGAUGAAAAUGAUACAGAUUCAAAAAGUAAUAGAUCUUAUAGUUCAACAGACUAUGAAAAAGAUGAUGAAUUUCACAAUAAUAAAAUCCCAAAUGUAUCAAAAUGGACUAAAAUUCAAGUGUUUGAUUAUUUAACAGAGGUUCUACCCCAAGAAAUUAUUGAUAAAAUAAUUAAAUAUGAUCUUGAUGGUGCUGCUCUAUUAUUACUUCAACGGACCGAUAUUGUAUCAAACAUGGGUUUGAAACUUGGAUAUGCCUUGACAUUUUACAAACAAGUGAGAAUU